Messenger RNA from Rotaria sordida, 1038 nucleotides. The record is from the annotation of a GenBank genome assembly. Lineage: Eukaryota; Metazoa; Rotifera; Eurotatoria; Philodinida; Philodinidae.
AUGUUAGAACAUCUUUUACAGAAUCUUCCGAAUUUAUAUCAAUUAAAAUGCGAUUUAAAUGUUUAUAUAAAUGGAAAUGAAUGGGAAGAUAUUAUUAAAAAAUCUUUACCAAAAUUAAAAAUGUUUCAAGUGAAAAUGAGAUAUACACCAUCGAAUAAUGAAAAUAAAGAAAAUCAAUUAAAUGAAAUAGUUGAUUCAUAUCGAACAAAUUUUUGGAUCAAUGAACAUCAAUGGUUCAUUCGAUGUCAUUGGUAUACAAUCGAUCAAAAUGAACAAUUUAAUUUUAUCGAUGUAUUUACUGUCCCAUAUGCAUUUGAUAGUUUUUGGGAACAUAAUAUUUGUCUUUUAGCAAAAUCAACGGCUCUAUAUGAUAAGAAUUAUUUACAAUGUCCUUGUGUAAAAACAUUAAAUUAUGGAUCUUCAUCUUUUACAGAUCCGAUUCGAUCUCGUCUUCGUUUUAAUAAUCUUCAACAUCUUUCAGUUUCAUUGCCGUUUAAUGAACGAUUUUUCUUUAUUGUUUCAAGAUUUGAUCGACUUAGAUCACUUUUUGUAUACACUGAAGAGAACAAAAAUUUGAAUAAUAUUCAAUUUCAACUACAACUUAUACUUGACCAAGCAUCUCGCCUCUAUUCACUCGAAUUUAGUACAUGGGCACGAUCUGAUUCUGAAGCACCACUUACAGGAUUACGCAGUGAUUCAGUUCGUCGACUAGAUUUAAUACGAUUCUAUUUUAAUGGUCAAAUUUAUCAUUUUGAUGAAAAGGAAUGUAUUCAAUUGAGUCAUUCACCCUUAGGUAUUCAAUGCGAAGUUUUGCUUAUUACGGUUAAAAAUCGAAAAAAUAUUCUUCAUCUUAUUAAUAAUAUGAAAAAUCUUCGAUCAUUAUAUGUUCAUUCUAUAGAUCAUUAUUGGCCUGAAAAUGGUUCAGUAUCAUCUGCAAUGGAUGGGCUUGUUCAAUGGUUGUAUGAACAAUUACCAUCAAAAUCCACAGUGACUAAAUCUCAAACUGAUAGUUUUGGAAUUCAUAUAUGGAUUCGCUGA